AGCACACAUGAGAGGGAACUAGGUAGUAUGGCAUCUGUAAAAGCUGUAUCUUCGGCUGCCCCCCUUGCACUUCGUAUCGUGGCGGAGUGUCCGGUGAGCAAAGCGAGAGCCUGCAGUCUGACUCUCCCGCACUGCGCGGUCAACACGCCGGUGUUUAUGCCCGUAGGCACUCAGGGCACCAUGAAAGGCAUCACUGCUGACCAGCUGGAGGAUCUGGACUGUCAGAUCUGCCUGGGAAACACCUAUCAUCUGGGCAUGAGACCGGGUCCUGAUUUAAUAGAGAAAGCCAACGGACUGCAUGGAUUUAUGAAAUGGAGAAGGAAUCUCUUAACAGACAGUGGCGGUUUCCAGAUGGUGUCUCUAGUGGAGUUGUCGGAAGUGACGGAGGAGGGCGUCACGUUCCGUUCCCCUUACGAUGGAAAGGAAAUUCUGCUCACCCCUGAGCAAUCCAUCGCCAUACAAAACAGCCUGGGCUCAGACAUCAUGAUGCAGCUAGAUGACGUGGUCAGCAGUACAGUUAAAGGGCCGCGGGUGGAGGAGGCCAUGCAUCGCUCUGUGCGCUGGCUGGACCGCUGCAUCGCAGCAAACAAGAACCCAGAUCGACAGAACCUGUUCGCCAUUAUUCAAGGAGGACUUGAUGCUGAACUACGCAAGGCCUGUUUAAAAGAAAUGACAAAGCGUGACGUGCCGGGCUUCGCCAUCGGUGGAUUGAGCGGCGGAGAGGAAAAGGACGAUUUCUGGAAGAUGGUGACUCUCAGCACAGACCAUCUCCCAAGAGAAAAACCCCGCUACCUCAUGGGAGUCGGCUACGCUGUGGACCUAGUAGUCUGUGUUGCUCUGGGCUGUGAUAUGUUUGACUGCGUUUUCCCAACUCGAACAGCAAGAUUUGGCUCUGCUUUAGUGCCCUGGGGAUCUUUGCAGCUCAAACAGAAACAAUACGCCAAAGACUUUCAGCCCAUUGAUCCUGACUGCCAGUGUCCCACCUGCAGGAGACACAGUCGAGCUUACCUUCAUGCCCUGUUCAAGAGUGACACUGCAGCCAUGCAUCACAUCACCAUCCACAACAUCUCCUAUCAGCUGAGCCUCAUGCGUUCAGUGCGCCAGAGCAUCAUUGAUCAGAGGUUUCCCGAGUUUGUGAAGGAGUUCAUGAAGAGGAUGUUCCCGUCCAGCUCGCAGUACCCCAGCUGGGCUGUAGAGGCUCUGCAGUCAGUCAACAUCUGCCUGAGCUGAGAGGAACACCUGGAGAGAUGAGGGUUAACAGAAGAAUUGUGCAUUAUUAAAAUGCAUUUUUAUACUAAUAUUUUAAACAUGUAGUAUGUGAAAUACCCGUUUUGUAAAUAAAAUCUUAUUUUCAUUUUAA
Molecule: messenger RNA, 1360 nt
Organism: Danio rerio (zebrafish)
Lineage: Eukaryota; Metazoa; Chordata; Actinopteri; Cypriniformes; Danionidae
Gene: qtrt1
Product: queuine tRNA-ribosyltransferase 1
Biological process (GO): tRNA modification; tRNA wobble guanine modification
Cellular component (GO): cytoplasm; mitochondrial outer membrane
Molecular function (GO): tRNA-guanosine(34) queuine transglycosylase activity
Source: RefSeq, marked provisional